This is a messenger RNA of Ooceraea biroi (clonal raider ant), 6968 nucleotides long. RefSeq names its product sporulation-specific protein 15. Gene Ontology annotation, molecular function: monooxygenase activity; iron ion binding; oxidoreductase activity, acting on paired donors, with incorporation or reduction of molecular oxygen. Lineage: Eukaryota; Metazoa; Arthropoda; Insecta; Hymenoptera; Formicidae. The record is from RefSeq and is a predicted model, not a curated record.
GAUCGGCAGCGGUGCAGGCCAAGAUCGACGCGUUCCUCGCGCAGGAGAUCAUUUUCCGGGAUGAAGCGGAGCGGCUGAAGAGCAGCAUGAGGAAAUUGGAACAACUCGCCGAGUGCGAGGAUCGAGUGAUUGAGCUUCAGCAGCUGCGCGCCGACGGCGACGAAUUGUCGAGCAGGUUGAAGCAGAUGCAGGAGGACACGGUGUUGCUGAUGGCCGAGCUCGCGAAUGCGAAAGACGACCUGAAGACUCGGCAAGCGGAAAUGGAUAUUCUGCGAGGCGAGAAAGCGAGGUGUCUGGACGAGUUGGACGUGGCGAGCGAGAAGCUCGAGAAACUCGCUGGCGAGUUACGCAACGAACGGAACACCAGGACGAGCAUGCAAAAGGCUCUCGAGGAUUGCCAGGCGGAAGUGGAUAAGUUGCGGAGCGACAAUGCGAGUCUUCUGAGCGCGAUAGACAAGACGCAACUCGAGAACGACGAAUUAAAGGACGCAGUCGACGAACUGCGGUCGGACUUGAAGACCUCAGAAGAAAAGAGCAAAGGGCUGGCGUCGAAGAAUGAUCGCAUCGUCGCGGAGUACGCUGACUUAUCCGGCGAACUUGAAAAAGUACGUGUCGACAAUCUGAGAUUGAUUAAAAGGCUUGCCGAGCUUGACGAACUGAGCGUGGAUGCUGAUCGCAGUGCGAAGGAGAACGAAGCCCUGCGACGCGAGAUAAAUAAACUGAGCGACGAGGGCGAAACUUUGCGGAAGCGCAUUGACGCGAUCGAGUCCGAGCGCGACAAAUUAAAUACGAGGAACGCGUCGCUGGAAGCAGAAGCCCGGGAAACACGGGCGGAACUCGGGCGAGCGAAACAGCAAAGUGACGAGUUGAGAAGCGAGGUCGAUAAGCUGAACGUUGACCUGCGUCUCCUGGCGGAAAAGUCUCAAGUGGCGCGGGAAGAGCUGGAGGGCACGAAAGUCGAUUUGCAUAGUCUCGGGGCUGAGAAUGAAUUCCUGAAGAAGGCAUUGGAAAAUGCUAAAUUGGACGUUAACGAACUCGCGGAGGGAAAUGUUGCCUUAAAAAACAAUCUUGAUAACACGAUCAAGGAGCUGAGAUCCGUGACAGUCGAACGCGACGACGUCAGAGCGCAGGUGGACCGGUUGUCAUCGAAGAACGAACGCUUGCGAGACGAAUCAGGGAGGUUUCGAGCGGAGGCGGAUCAGUUAAAAUCUGAGGGGGUGGCGUUGAAGGACGGCCUCGACAGACUGAUGCAGGAGAUUGACAAACUAAAGACCGAGAGCCGUGAGCUGCAGGACGAAAGUGCCGUUGUUAAAGCCGAGAGAGACAGCCUGAGAUCUGAGAGCGGUUCUCUGAAAGACGACUUGUCUAGGACGAGGGAGGCAUUAGACGACACGAGGCGGCAAUUGGAAAAGUUCAAAAUCGAGAAUGGAGUUCUCCAGGAAGACCUGGCGGGGGCUAAUGUAAAUAAUAAUAAGUUACUCGCGGAACUGAACGUCUCGCAGAGCGAGAUGGCAAAGUUGAGGUCGGAGAACAGGGAAUUGCUGCGACAGGCAGAUCAUAGGAAAAAAGAGAUAACGAGAUUAUCGUCCGAAAUGGAAAGUCUGCGGAGAGAGAUGGACGACACGAGCGGCGAAUUGACGAGAGCGAGCAGCGAAGUUACCGAGCUGCGGCGGGAGAUUGUUGGCUUAAACAAUGAGCUGAAAGAGACGAGAGUCGCGAAUGAACAGCUAACGGCGGACGUUCGUCGCACGGAAGCGGAGAGCAAAGCCGCUAGGGCGGAGGCGGAUGACUGCAGGGACGAGAAUGACGCGCUGAGAGCGGAGGUAAGCGAAUUGAGGGAACAGAUGAACUUAUCGGCGGCCCAAGUAAACAAAUUAAGAGAGCAGCUCGACGAGGCCGAGAAUCAGAUUAAGUCUCUCGAGCCUCAGAUCGCUAGUUUACGGACUCAUAGGGACAAGGCACGGAACGAGAUUAACGCGUUGCAAAACGAGAUCAGCCAACUGAAACUAGAUCUAAGCGCGGAGACUGCCGGCAAACGAGACAUUCAGGAGGAAUUAACGGCGCUGAAGAGCAAGAUGAAAAACUUCAUCCCGAUGAUCGAUGAGCUGAUGGCGCAGAAACGCACCCUGGAAGAGGAGAGGGACACCCUGAGGAGGGAUCUGUCGAGCCUGAAUGAAGAAACGUCGAAUCUGAGGGUUGCAAACACCGAGAUCACGAGGGAGGUUCAGAGUUUAAGGCCGCUCGUGUCGGACCUGCGGUCGCAAGUGUCCAAAUUGGAGGGCAACAUCGAGUACUGGAGGUCGGAAAAUCGCAAGCUGGAGAUGAACGCGGCCGAGCUGUCCGCGGAGCAUGAAAAGACGAAGAAAGACCUGGACGACUGCAAGGUUGAGCGACAGGCGUUAAAGAACGAGACAACUAAUUUCCAAGACGAGAAGUUGCAGCUCGAGGGAGAGAUCGUGGAGCUGAAAAGCCAGUUGGAGAAACUAAAUCUGACUUGGCGCGCGGAAAAAUCCGACAAGGAGAAGGCCGCGGGGGAUCUGGCGAAGGUCAGCGACGAGGUCGUCGCCCUGAGAGAGGAACUCGAUGCGCUGAGGGUCGAACUGACUAAAUUGAGAGCGGCGAGCGAUAAGGUGAGGGGCGAGAGGGAGGAUCUAUCGCGUCAGGUAUUAGCAGCGAAGGCAGAGCUGGAGAACACGAGGAACGAGGCUACCGCUUUGAGAGCGGACAAUGACGCUCUGAAAUCUAAGGCAAAUACGCUGGCAACCGCGAACGACAGUCUGCGAAACGAGUCGGAUAAAUUAACAGCCAGUCUUGACAAUUUGAGAUUGGAGAACGUAACAUUAAAGGAGAGACACGAUCGACUCGCGGAGGACUUUGACAGACUGAAGGGCGAGGGCGACGGGCAAAGGGUCGAGAUCAAGAGUCUCAAGUCUGAUCUGUCGGCCGUACAGGCGGAAUCGGCAAAAAUUAGGUCGGAGUUAUCCGCCUGCCAGUCAGAGAACGGUAGAUUGCGAGCGGAUCUGGAAAAGCUGCGAGAGGACUCGGGCGUACUGAAACUGGCGAAUGACAGAUUAAACAAUGAGGUGGAGGGGCUGAGGGCGGCAUCGAUCGAUGCCGAGAACAGGAUGAACAGGUUGCGCGAUCAGACGGCCGCGUUGCAAGACGAGAAAGCGGCGCUUUUGAGCGAGUUACACGGCUUACGGGCGGAAGUGAGCGAGUUAGGUAAAGAAGUUGCGGAUAAAGCCGCGAGGGAGGCGAUCUCUCCGAGCGGCGAAUUAGCGUCGCUAAAAGCGGAGCUGGAUCGAGUGCGCGGGGAGCGGGCGGGUCUCGAGAAGAAGCUGAGCGACGUGAAUAAGCAAUACGCCGCACUGGAGGCCGAAAAUACCGCGUUGAGGAUCGAAGAUAGCAGAGUGACGAAGGAGCUGGAGUCCUGCGAGCUCGAUUUAAGCUCGGCGAGGCGCGAUCUCGAUCAGCUCAGGAAUCUGAACGAAGAGGUCGAUCGAUUGAGAAAGGCACACGGUGCCGCCGUACGAAAAGUUCAAUUUCUCGAAGGGCAGCUUGCCGAUUUGCCAGAUAAAAGAGAAAAGAAACCGGAAAAAGAGGUGGUUGCUGAUGACGUUGCGCGAGUGCAGCUUGAUGAAUUAACGAGCAAGCUGGAUGCCGAGAAGCCAACCGAAGAAGCCAUCCUAAGAGAAGCGGAUGCUUUGAGGGAGGCUUUGGCUCGCUCGCAAGAUGAUCUGAAUAGAUGUCGCGCGGACAAGGAACGAUUAACGAUAGAGUUGACCGCCGCGGAAAAUCGAGCGUCCGCGUUGCGGACGGAGUUGGAAAAGGUCAAAGCCGAGAAUAACAUCCGGGAGAGCGAGAUGGCCCAACUAAAAUCGGCGCACGACCAAUUGCGAGCUGAAUGCGACAAAUUAAAGGAUGAGAAUAAGGACGUGAGGAACGAGCUGGCAAGCGCGCGGAUCGAAGCGGACGAGCUGAGGGACAGGCUGACGAGAUUAAGAGCGGCGCGCGACAAAGAGCCGCGUGAUCCGGAUCUCGAAGGGCUCACGCUGAAGAACGACGAGCUGCGGGACGAGCUGCGAAGGGCGCGGAGCGAGAGAGACAGGGCGCGGGAGGACGCGACGCGCGCGGAAGCGGAGAAUGAUAAAUUAAAAAUUACCGGCGACGCUCUUAGCGCGGAACUCGAUCGAUUGAGGGCUCAGCGAGACAAAAUAGCGGAUUACCUCGAGCAAAUCGACGCGGGGCGGGAAGGUAACGGCGCGGAGGAUCGGAUCCGAGGACUGUUCGACGAGAAUCACGCUCUGAGAAUCGAAAACGCCAACUUGAAAGCCGAAUUGGAUCACUGCCAGGCGGAGCGGACGCGUUUAAACAAACAGUUGGACGAUUUGCAGAGCGAGAAUAUCAGAUUGCUGAGGUCCCUCCCUUCUCCGGAAGCCGGCGCGGUUAAGCCAGAUGAAUGCAGCGACUUCGUUAAGGCGAAUGAAUUACUAAAGAAACAGAUUGAAAAGCAAUAUGACGCUGUGCAGCGGGUGCACAAUUACAUACGCUUCGUGGACGGCGAGAUUUCCGUGAGACCUACGAUGGCGACGAUGUUGGAGGACGACCUCGGUGACCUCGAGGAAUGGACGGUGCCAUCCAUCGUGGAGCUGCUGAGAGAAUCGCGGAAGCUGUCCGAGAACCUGCACUCGGCCGAGAUGGACGUGCAACGCAUCGACAAGCUGGCAAAGCUUCUCGACGAGUGCAGGAGGGACAACGAGAAUUACAUGAAGCAAUUGUCGGAGCUCGGCGUGCAAGUUACCAAGGUUGCAGGUGCGGAUAAUGGCGAUGAGCUUGCAGCUUUUGACCCUGACUCGUGGCUGAAGUCGCUGACAUUGACGCAACUCGCCGAGUUGCACGACAAGGUCUGCCUGCUGACUUCGAGCAUGGUACAGCGAGAUAUUCCGGUCGCGGGUCGCGAUCGAUCAGCGAUUAAACGAGGAGAACGCGACCCGCUGCAAGCGGAUUACGACGCCUUAAACCGGCGGAUCGCCGCGCUGCAGAGGCAAAUAGCCGAGAAGCAGAUUGAAGCGGGGCGGAAGCUACAAGAAUUAAGACAAGCUCUGCGUCUGGAGCAGGCCAGCCUGAUCCGGAUCGCCGAGCGGAUGAACCUCGAAAGAAGGCGCAACCUGGCGCUCCGUCUUACCAUGGACGACUUAUCAUGAGGUUUUCCAAUAAAAAUCAAUUAAAACCCCGAUCAUCUGAUCACGAUGGCUGCGUUCGAGAUUCUGUGCGCCUGUCUAGUGAUCUUACUGUUGCUUUACUAUUAUGUCACCUACGAGUUUGAUUACUGGACGUCGCGCAGAGUGAAUGGACCGAAACCAGUGCCGUUCUUCGGCAACACCAAGAAUUUCAUAUUAGGCAAGAUGUGCAUGGGCGACGUCUUCAAAAGUAUCUAUGACAAAUACCCGAAGGAGCGGAUGGUGGGUGCGUUCAUCAGAGGGGAACCCGUGCUCGUCCUAAGGGAUGCCGACGAUAUCAAGCAGGUGCUGAUCAAGGAUUUUACCACAUUCCCCGAACGACACAGCGAAGUCUAUGAGAAGGCCGAGCCCAUGUCCCUGCACCUCUUCAGGCUCGACGCUGUUAGAUGGCGACCAUUAAGAACGCAGCUCUCGCCCAUCUUCACGUCCGGGAAGUUGAAGGACAUGUUUCACUUGUUGCUCAACUGUUCCGAGCACUUCGAGAGGUACCUGGCCGAGAUGGUGCCCAUAGAGAGGAUCGUCGAGUGCCGGAAUCUCACGUCUAAGUUCACUAUUGACGUGAUCGGCACGUGCGCCUUCGGCAUCGAAAUGAACGCCCUGAACGAGGAGAACAACGAGUUCUGCAAGAUGGGUCGCAAGAUAUUCCGCUCCGACCUCAAGACGCUCGUCAGGAACACGCUCAAGGAUAUACCAUGGUUCUACAAGCGCAUUGGGCACAUCUUCGACGACCAUGAUAUCACCGAGUUCAUGACGAACAUCACCCGCGACACCAUAGAGUACAGAAAGAAGAACAACGUGCGCCGGCACGACUUCGUCGACACGCUGAUAGAGCUCAAGGAUCAUCCCGAGAAGCUGGGCAUUAACAACGUAAACGACACUUUUAUCGCCGCUCAAUCGUUCGUGUUCUUUGCGGCUGGCUUCGAGACGUCCUCCACAACGAUAGCCUUCGCGAUGUACGAACUAGCUCGGAAUCACAAAGUCCAAGAGAAGCUUCGCGAUGAAAUGAAGCAAAUCUUGAGCAGCUGCAGCAACGGAACAAUAUCAUACGACGAUAUCAAGAAGUUUACUUACCUGGAACAAGUCUUCCGAGAGACUCUCAGGAAGUAUCCGCCGGUGAUGUUUCUCUCGAGGAAGGCUGAGCGGGAUUACACCUUCGAAAGUACUCAACUUACCAUACGAAAGGGAUUAAAAGUAUUCAUACCGGUGUACGCCAUUCAACAUGAUCCCAGCAUCUAUCCGGACCCAGAGGUCUUCGAUCCCGAAAGGUUCAACGACGAUAAUGCCGACUUGAAGAACUCCAUGUACUAUCUACCUUUCGGCAACGGCCCACGGAAUUGUAUUGGUGCAAGAUUCGCCGUGUAUCAAGUGAAGAUCGGCUUGAUAAAAGUGCUGAUGAACUACAAGAUCGACGUUUGCGAGAAGACUGAGAUUCCCCUUACUAAUGAACCAAUGAGCGCUAUAAUGUUGCAACCUCGUCACGGCGUAUACGUGAAACUGACCAGGCUCACCUAACUUGGGAAGAAGGACUCGAAUUUUAUGAGCUUUAUGCGUAGUAAUAUUAAUGAUACUGAUUUAUAAUGUGUUUAAUGGUAUAUUUAUAACAAUGUAUUUUUCGUGACAUCAUCUGUAGAUAUAUUUUUUAUACGAGAGUUAUCUUUCAAGUGUAACCUCGACGACACAUACAUGUUAAUAUAUACUUGUUAAAUAAAUAAAGUGGUUUUCUUACGA